Molecule: messenger RNA, 661 nt
Organism: Paramecium octaurelia
Lineage: Eukaryota; Ciliophora; Oligohymenophorea; Peniculida; Parameciidae
Source: the annotation of a GenBank genome assembly
AAUUAAUGUAUGAUGAAGCUGACGGGGACUAUGUUGAAUAGACACCUUCAGAUGAUGGGCUGGAGGAUGUGGAAGUCAUUGUGAAUAAGGAAAAGCAAUAUCAACAGGAAUUGCUGCAAGUGCUAAAGUAGAAGGAGGGCGUACAUCAGGAAUUACGACAGGAAUUAGGAGAUAUCAAGAGCAAAAUAUAGCAAAUCUAAUUAAAGUGUAUUAGAGAGUGAUUGAUAAAUAGAAUACCAGGAGGAAAGUCCAAUGGUUGAUCCGUAUCUGAGGGAGUAUCUGUAGGAAUUGGGCGAAUAACAAUUAUUCGAUUUGGAGUCUUAGAGACAGGAAUUAAAGGGGGAGAAGCAAGGCAAAAUUGAAUAGUUGAGAUAAUUACAAUAGGCUAAGAAUUAAAUAAAAUUAUUCUUUACAUAAACUGAGAUUUCAAGUCAUUUACAAAUUUCUUACAAAAAUAUGUUAGAGAAUCUAAAUUAAGAGUUGUUCUAAUACAUGUAAGAAAGAGCAGACUUGGAAGACGAAUAAUUUGAGUUUGACAAACGACUCAAGUCUCUUAGAUCCUAAAUUAGAGUAUGAUAUGUAUAUUCUAUAAGUUUAGGAAGUAACAGAGAAGAAUCAAAAGAUUAUUCAAUAGAUAGAGAAUAGCAAAUAAAUUGAAUGA